CCUGCCCGGAGGCUGAAGACCUGCUUCUGCUCUUGUAGUAUGGUAACCAGACAUGGCUGUCCACGCUGGCACGGCACCUUAUCCAGCUCCAGAAUCCCAUCCACCCAAUCACAAUCCAACCUACGCCAUUGCAACCAAAACUCAAACAGAAAACAGCACAGACUCUACUGAUCACAAGCUCAGCUUGCUUCUCCCCGGCAGCCAUGGAGACCCUCCUCUCCCCCUCCACAUUGCUCACCCCACUUCGCUGCUCCAAGAAGAAGCCAGUGAGCCCCGCCGUGUCGCCAUCUCCCAGGUCCGUCGUCGUCGUCUCCUGCGCGGUCAAGAGGCAGCAGCAGCAGCCGCAGGCGGUCGGCGCUUGGCGCGGGGACGGCGGCGUGGGGAGCUGGGCGUCGUUCUUGCAGCACGGCCUGGCAGCGGCGGCGCUGUCGCUGGCCAUCAGCCUGGCGCCGGCGCCCGCGCCGGCCGUCGCGUCGGAGUUCGACGUGCUCAACGGCGGGCCGCCGGAGGACUCGUACGUGGUGGACGACGCCGGCGUGCUCAGCCGCGUCACCAAGUCCGACGUGAAGCGGCUCAUCCGCGACCUCGAGUCCCGCAAGAACAUCAGGAUCAACUUCAUCACCGUCCGCAAGCUCACGAGCAAAGCUGACGCGUUCGAGUACGCGGACCAAGUGCUGGAGAAGUGGUACCCGACGGUGGAGGAAGGAAACAACAAGGGCAUCGUCGUGCUCGUCACCAGCCAGAAGGAGGGCGCCGUAACAGGUGGCCCGGCCUUCGUGAAGGCCGUCGGAGACGAGAUCCUCGACUCCACCGUCUCCGAGAACCUCCCAGUGCUGGCGACCGACGAGAAGUACAACGAGGCGAUCUACACGACGGCGAAGCGGCUGGUGGCGGCGAUCGACGGGCUCCCGGACCCCGGCGGGCCGUCGUUCAAGGACAACAAGAGGGAGUCCAACUUCAAGACGAAGGAGGAGACGGAGGAGAAGCGCGGCCAGUUCACGCUCGUCGUCGGCGGCCUGCUCGUCAUCGCCUUCGUCGUGCCCAUGGCGCAGUACUACGCCUACAUUUCCAAGAAGUGAGCAGCUGCCUUUUCUUUCUUUCCAAAAAAAAAAAAGGAGCGAGCAGCAGCAUGCUGAUAUGUACAGUGAUAUUGAACAAGAGAUGGCUAAAUCACCCGAUUUUCUGUCAGAAUUUUAGAGAAAAACAGAGAAUUGUGAUGAACACAAGCGCACCACCGUGCUGGUUAAUUUUUAGAGCAAUUUUACCGUA
Molecule: messenger RNA, 1269 nt
Organism: Oryza brachyantha (malo sina)
Lineage: Eukaryota; Viridiplantae; Streptophyta; Magnoliopsida; Poales; Poaceae
Product: UPF0603 protein OsI_019212, chloroplastic
Exons: 3
Coding region: 204-1079 (291 amino acids)
Source: RefSeq, a predicted model, not a curated record